UCCCCCGCCGCGUCUCCGGGAAGUUACGCUUGCGCAUCCCGGCCCCAGGCCUCCCCGCCAGCCCCUCACCGCGGCGGGGGACCGGCUGCCUUGGCCCCUCUGUGCUGCCGUCUUUUCCGGCAGUUGGGGAGCUUCCUGUUGCUCUCACCCGCAACCGUCCCUAGUGCCUUGAUUCAGAACACCUCAGUCGUCCCCUCCCCUCCGCUGGCCGCUGGCUGCUGCCGCUGGGCUUCGGUCCGCACGUCGAGACCUGCGGCCCGGCUGGCGUCCGCGGCUGUCCCCGCCCGCAGCCCAGCCUCCGUCGGGGCUCCGCAGCCAUGGCAAUGACAGGGUCAACACCUUGUUCAUCCAUGAGUAAUCACACAAAAGAAAGGGUGACAAUGACCAAAGUGACACUGGAGAAUUUUUAUAGCAACCUUAUUGCUCAACAUGAAGAACGAGAAAUGAGACAAAAGAAGUUAGAAAAAGUGAUGGAGGAAGAAGGCCUAAAAGAUGAAGAGAAACGACUCAGGAGAUCAGCUCAUGCUCGGAAGGAAACAGAGUUUCUUCGUUUGAAGAGAACAAGACUUGGAUUGGAAGAUUUUGAGUCCUUAAAAGUAAUAGGCAGAGGAGCAUUUGGUGAGGUGCGGCUUGUUCAGAAGAAAGAUACAGGGCAUGUGUAUGCAAUGAAAAUACUCCGUAAAGCAGAUAUGCUUGAAAAAGAGCAGGUUGGCCACAUUCGUGCGGAACGUGACAUUCUAGUGGAGGCAGACAGUUUGUGGGUUGUGAAAAUGUUCUAUAGUUUUCAGGAUAAGCUAAACCUCUACCUAAUCAUGGAGUUCCUGCCUGGAGGGGACAUGAUGACUCUACUGAUGAAAAAAGACACCUUGACAGAGGAGGAGACUCAGUUUUAUAUAGCAGAAACAGUAUUAGCCAUAGACUCCAUUCACCAACUUGGAUUCAUCCACAGAGACAUCAAACCAGACAACCUUCUCCUGGACAGCAAGGGCCAUGUGAAACUUUCUGACUUUGGCCUUUGCACAGGCCUGAAAAAAGCACAUAGGACAGAAUUUUACAGGAAUUUGAACCACAGCCUUCCCAGUGAUUUCACUUUCCAGAACAUGAAUUCCAAAAGGAAAGCAGAAACCUGGAAAAGAAAUAGACGUCAGCUAGCCUUCUCCACAGUAGGUACUCCUGACUACAUUGCUCCAGAGGUGUUCAUGCAGACCGGGUACAACAAGCUCUGUGAUUGGUGGUCGCUUGGAGUGAUCAUGUAUGAGAUGCUCAUUGGCUACCCACCUUUCUGUUCUGAGACCCCUCAAGAGACAUAUAAGAAGGUGAUGAACUGGAAAGAAACUUUGACUUUUCCUCCAGAAGUUCCUAUCUCUGAGAAGGCCAAGGACCUAAUUUUGAGAUUCUGCUGUGAAUGGGAACAUAGGAUUGGAGCCUCUGGAGUUGAGGAAAUCAAAUGUAAUUCUUUUUUUGAAGGCGUUGACUGGGAACAUAUCAGAGAGAGACCUGCUGCAAUCUCUAUUGAAAUCAAAAGCAUUGAUGAUACCUCAAACUUCGAUGAGUUUCCAGAAUCUGAUAUUCUUAAGCCAACAGUGGCAACAAGCAAUCACCCUGAGAUUGACUACAAGAACAAGGACUGGGUCUUCAUCAAUUACACGUACAAGCGCUUUGAGGGCCUGACUGCACGGGGGGCAAUACCUUCCUACAUGAAAGCAGCAAAAUAGUACUCUCAGAAUGGAGCUCUAAAUGGAGCAGAGUUCUUUGUGCAGCAUCACACUGUUCCUCACACACUCUUUUGAAAGAGCUUCCAAGAAGUUUAUGGAACCCACCAGUAUGUCCUGGUAAACUUGCCUGAAAUGUGGUAGUGAGUAGAUCCUCUUCAUAGCGCCAUCUGAGAAGCUGGAAAACAAAGACAGCCAUUUUUACUACAUCAGCCAUAAGCAGUUUCUGUAGGAGUGUCGUGAGCCAAUUUGAUAAAUGUUUUCCUGAGUUCAUCAGAAUGAAGGGGAAAAAACAGCCAUCAUCCCACAUUGUUGAAAUUGUAAUGCAUACUUAUACUGAGUAACAGCCAAUUCCCGUGAUUUUGUGAUACGCUUUCUGCCAAGCCCACCAAGUAUUUCUUUUCCUUUACAGCUGGAAGUUCCAUAGUACUAAGGAAAUAAAGCAAUAAUGAAAGCCUCAGCAGCCAGCAUUCUGGCUGAAGAAAAUGAUCCACCUUUCUCUGACGGGGCGGUGAUGGUAGUUUCUCCCCAUACCCCACCCCAGGCGAGUGGCUUUUUAUAGCCUCCAUUCAUGGUGCACUUUACUUAUGGUACUAGGCUAAAGACCCUCAAUCCGUUGAUUUUUAUCUUCCCACCCAUCUGAAAUACUCGUGCUGUUUUUCUGAGUGUUGAUGGGGGAAUACCAGCUUGAUCCACUGUUGCUCUUAGAAGGCCCCUAAAGCCAUUGGGCAUUGCCAAGGAGUCCUGGAUCAUGUGGAAAACCCUCACUUUCUCUUCACGGUUGUAUCAGAAAAUCCCUUAGUUGGAUGUUGCCAUGAACCAGCAAUGCCUGCAAGUGCUGCCCAUGGGCACUUGGUUUAUCCUGGGAACAUAGUAAGGAGAGCCAGGCAGAGGCAGGAAGCCUGGAAUCCUCUUGGCUAAGGUGCUGCUCCUGCUUGGUCUCCAGAACUUCCUUUGAAGUGGGAAAGAACCAGCCCAAUAGAAGGUGCACUGCAGAGCCAACCUACAGAUCUUUGUCAAGUUCACUGCCCAAUCCUCGGUGCAACUGUGUUUGUUUCCUCUUUCUAUGUUUGUAUUUCUUCUUCUCCAACUUUAAGUACCAUUUUGCCUUGGGAUCACGAUUACAGAGUUUUCCUUUGCAGAUGCCUUCCUGGGGGAUGUUCCUCUCCACUGGACUGGAUGGCCCAGCUGGGGCUGCCUGGGCCCUGCUGAGGCAUGCUCUCAUGAGACACUCUCUGAAUUUCAGCACAAAGUGCCUUCUGUUUUACAGCUGCCACCAUCUUUAGAGGAAUUUUGCUGUGUCAGAUAAUUGUGGAGACUCUAUAUAAAUGCAUUAUUACUUUUUAAAAUGUUUAUAACUCUGAAAGCAUCAUUUGCACCUGUGUUGUGGAGCAUCAUGGCCAAGCUCCAGCGGGGGGACUGCUUCCUGCUAGUCUUGAUGUUGUUAAGAUCAGCUGGAAAAGUGUGUCCUAGCUGAGCCAUUCAGAAAAGAAAAACAGAAUUCAAAGUUAUAGUAGUAAGUGAAAUUUCUUUGGAUUUUACUGUCUUAGAGGAAGAAGAAAGAACAUUAAGGAAGUAUUAACUCUGGAUGAAGGUAAUGUGUCUGCCCCUUAAUCUUUCAUUCAUGAUCUAUUAGUGAAAAGGAAGUCAAUGAUAAUCUUUUUUGUAAAUUUAUAGUUUCUUUGUAUUACCAAAUAGUUGGGGUGUUGACCCCCACGUGUUUUGCAAGAGUGUGUGGUAAGCAUGGGUGAGGAGAUGUAACAGGAGUGGUGAUAGUCUGUAUGUUGGGAGUGGCAGGGGAUAAUUUGUUAAAAGGGGGGAAUGUCCACCUUUUAACUUUUAAACUUUUGAAUAAACUGUUUAAAAACUGUGAAAAA
This is a messenger RNA of Phyllostomus hastatus (greater spear-nosed bat), 3589 nucleotides long. It is a transcript of the gene STK38, whose product is annotated as serine/threonine kinase 38. The transcript is spliced from 14 exons. Bases 318 to 1715 code for a protein of 465 amino acids. The record is from RefSeq and is a predicted model, not a curated record. Gene Ontology annotation, biological process: peptidyl-serine phosphorylation; intracellular signal transduction. Gene Ontology annotation, molecular function: ATP binding; protein serine/threonine kinase activity. Lineage: Eukaryota; Metazoa; Chordata; Mammalia; Chiroptera; Phyllostomidae.